This is a messenger RNA of Quercus robur (English oak), 303 nucleotides long. Its product is annotated as cysteine proteinase inhibitor 5-like. The coding region runs from base 1 to 303 and encodes 100 amino acids. The record is from RefSeq and is a predicted model, not a curated record. Gene Ontology annotation, molecular function: cysteine-type endopeptidase inhibitor activity. The transcript has a single exon. Lineage: Eukaryota; Viridiplantae; Streptophyta; Magnoliopsida; Fagales; Fagaceae.
AUGGGAGGCAGACAUGGUGUUCUUGAUGAGGAGGGAGAGUGGCAGCCGAUAAAGAACAUUACAGACCCUUACAUCAAGGUGCUCGGAGAGGUCUCAGUGUACUACUACAACAACAGGACAUCAUCUCAUUUGUCGUUCGUAAAAGUGUUGAACGGCGACACCCACGGCCAUUACUAUGACGAUUACUAUUACCGGCUCGCCUUGGAGGCUCAGGACAGUGGACUCACCAAAAAAUACCAAGCAAUUGUGUUGGAAAGGCGUUAUGCGUAUUUUAGGAACGUUACCUCGUUUACUCCUUUAUAG